This is a messenger RNA of Helobdella robusta, 4477 nucleotides long. RefSeq lists its product as hypothetical. The transcript has 25 exons. Gene Ontology annotation, biological process: SREBP signaling pathway. The record is from RefSeq and is a predicted model, not a curated record. The coding region runs from base 1 to 4203 and encodes 1400 amino acids. Gene Ontology annotation, cellular component: endoplasmic reticulum membrane; Golgi membrane. Gene Ontology annotation, molecular function: sterol binding; protein binding. Lineage: Eukaryota; Metazoa; Annelida; Clitellata; Rhynchobdellida; Glossiphoniidae.
AUGUUGAGUUUCAAAAAGUAUCAGGACUUGAUCUCACUGCUAUUUUACAAGCAUGGUUUGACUUGUUCUACGUACCCAGCUAUCUACAUCUGUGGUGUCAUCAUUGCUUUCCUAUUUGUUUGUUACCCAUUCUCAGACCUGCCAUUCCCAGCGAACCCUGCUCAGUACUACACCACACCUUUUCACGGCCACCAGGUGCCUCUGUCUCGAUCCCACUUCAAUGUCCACUUUAAUAGCUCUGCAAAUCUCAUUGACCCUGAUGUACCAAGAUGGUACUUUGAUGCACCAGUCUCGUACAUACAGCAAAUUGUGGUUAAAUCAUCAUUGCCAUCAUCUCUGACCUCAUCAUCUUCAUCGUCUUCAUCAUCUUCGUCUGCAUCUUCAUCGUCUUCGUCAUCAUCUUCAUCUUCCUCAUCAUCUUCUUCACCAUCACCAUCAGGUUUAAAGUCUUCAUUAGAAGUUGUCUUUGAUCUGUUGGAGCACAUAGAUUCUUACAGGUUGAAUGACAGUAACAGAAUCCUUUCAAUGACUGACCUGUGUUUUCGAGUUUCUGAAGUGACCUUGUCCCUUUCAUCGUCAUCGUCGUCAUCAUCAUCUACAGGUGGUGGUGGGGAUGAUACCGUUGUUGAGGAUAACGAUGGUGAUGAGGAUGAUGGAACGUUUCAUCUACCUCAGUAUAACUGCCUGUUUCUCUCACCUGCCAGAUUGUGGGAUCAGGAUCGAGAUAAAUUCAUCGAUUCACUUAACAAAGAUCUACAUGAGAAAUACCACAAUGUUAUUAGCUCGGCACCCAUAAAGAACAACAAUACUUCAUCAUCGUCGUCGUCCUCAUCAUCGUCCUCAUCAUCGUCUUCAUCGUUACCGACCUUGAGAGUUGACCACAUGGUACACAUACAUUACCAGACGCACAACUACUUUGUAGAGUACACCCCCCUUAUAUUCGCAUACGUCGUCUUAUGUCUUUAUCUCUACUUCUCUGUCCGCAAAAUAGAGAUGGUGAAGUCGAAGUGGGGGCUAGCCCUAAGUGCCAUGGUGACCGUUGUUGCUUCUCUCUUUAUGUCUGUCUCUCUCUGUAUGUCUGUCGGCCUCACUCCCAGUCUCAAUGGAGGUGAAAUCUUUCCAUACUUGGUGGUGAUAAUCGGCUUGGAGAACAUUCUGGUGAUCACUAAGUCCGUGGUAAGUACGCCUGUUCACCUGGAGGUCAAAUUGAGAAUUGCUUUGGGCUUGCAGAAGGAAGGAUGGUACAUCUUUAAGAAUCUUCUAACUGAAUUUUUCAUCCUAGCCGUCGGGUUUUUAACUUUUGUUCCCGCCAUUCAGGUUUAUUGGGGUUUUUUCAUCGGUGUUCUUCUGUUUCAGCUAUCAGAUCUUCAGAGGCAUCAUUCAGCAUUGGAGCGCCAACGACGAACAAGCAGCAGCAACAACAUAAACAACAACACCAGUAACCCCACCAACAACAAUAACAACACGCAAUGCACGUAUAAAGACCAUCAUAUUCAAGAACUAGCAUCAUCACCAUUUUCUACGCUGUGGUACCUCUACAACAGGACCACAAAAAGCCACAACUACAACAACAACAACAACAAUAUAAACAAAGGCAACAAAGGUAAUAGUUGCGACGAUGACGACGAUGAUGGUUAUCUGUAUGAUAGUGAUGGAGAGAAAGUAUCAAAACGAGUGAGACUGCUCCAUGUGUGGGCCAGGUAUCGGAUACUGCAGAGAGCUAUCAUGGUUUUCAUCAUCAUAUGGAUAGCUCUCGUGGUCUUCAAGACAACGAUAAUGGAUGACGAACACUCAUCACCAUCGUCGUCUUCAUCAUCAUCUUCCUCCUCAUCAGCAUCAUCAUUUGUCUCAAACAAAGAUACAGCCAAUAUGGAAGAUUCCUCGUUUGAACUACCAAAGUUGUUUUAUAGCAGUAAACUCAGUAGCAGCAACAAAAACAUCACUUACUUACAGAGCAACAAAAGGUCAUUUAUAGAUUCGCCAUUUAGAUCAUCGUCGUCGUCUUCUUCAUCAUCAUCUUCGUCAUUAUUAUCUUCGUCGUCGUACAUGGAGCAUAAUGAUUUGGAGCUAUGGAAACAGUUGCCAUAUAAUCAUUGGGAGAAUUUGUACAGUUGCUAUAACAUCAGCCUCAUGGGAAGAAGUACCUUAGAAUUCGUACUCAGUACAUUCCUGGGUCUCUUCAGUGUGGUUCUGUUGUCCUGUUGCUUGUUCAUGCUCUAUGACUGUUUCUGUCCACGAAGAUACGCAAGUUGGAGAUCGUCGUGGAGCAGCAGACAUGCAUCAGCAGAUGGGAGGGACCAGCACAACAAGUACUACAAGCAGAUCAGAGAGGCCAGACCGUUGCUUCUUCGUGGUCAUCGCCAGGAAGUUGAAUGCAUAUGUACCGACGGUCGUCUGAUAGCCAGUUCCUGUUUGGGAGGGGAGCAGCAACAAAAAUCGCCCUCACUGCUACCAACGACACCAUCGUUUGACCUCUCAGCUAUCGACAACUUCUUCUGCGAUAGCAAACAUUCUUCCAAACAUGAAAAACGUCAUCAACAUCAGCAGCACUCCAGGCACAGGGUGGUUGAUGCGACCUUGGCCUCUAUCAUUCCAGACCUCACUGAGACCAUUGACACUGAUUUCCUGAGAAGGGCAAGGUUAAAUAAAAGUAAGAACAACAACAACAACAACUGCGACUACAUUAACAACGGAACCAACGCAGAUAACAACGAGAACAUCAAUAGCAUUAACAUAAACAACAACAGCAGCAACACCAUUAAAAACGACAACAUCAAAAUUAACAAUAACACCAACAACACCAUCAACAACAACAGCAACAGGACAUCAUCUAUAUUCCGGUACCCUGUCAACAUAGACGACGACGACGACGAUGACGACUGUAUCAAUCACAAACAUGAUGAGGCCGCAUCAAAUGAUAACAUACUCACUUCAAACACUCUUAUCAGUUACAUAUCGUCUGAUAGAAACAGCAGAAUUAGCUGUAGUAUAGCUAACAACUCCAGUAUCAAUAAUAAUAAUAAUAAUAAUAAUAAUAAUAAUAAUAAUAAUAAUAAUUACAGUUAUAAGAACAAUAACAAUAAUGAUAAUAAUAAUAAUAUAAAUAAUAACAAUAAUAAUAACAUAGACUCUAAUACUGUCGUACACAGUAGUAGUAGUGGUCUUAACAAUGUUAAUAAUAGCGAUAGUAAAAGUAAUAAUAAUAGUAAUAAUAAUAAUAAUAAUAACAAUAAUAAAAGUAAUUGCGGCUUUGAUUUUACGCAAUUUCAACCAUACUUUGACGAGCAACGAGCCAUUUACGAAUCGGGCAAGCAAAGGCAGAAGAUAGUGACGUUGAGGAAGAGGAAGAGAGAUAAGUGUCUGCAUGCUAGGAGUCAGAAAAAAGAUGAAGUUGUGGUAGAUGAUGAAGAAUUCACGCUGGGGUCUGCCAUCUGGUGUAUGGCCUUCAAGUCCAAUCUCAUCGUUCUCGGCUGCGGGUCUGGAGAUAUUGAGGUUUUUGUUGGGGCUGAUGGCCAGAAGAGUUUCCAGUGCACACACUUGUGGUCAACCAGGGCUCACCAGCUGACCAUCAACUGCAUCCAAUCUGACGGUGCCCUCGUCUUGUCAGCCGGCCAGGAUUUUAUCGUCAAGGUCCACAAGUUAGCCGACCAUUCCUGCCUGUACACUUUGAUAGGCCAUGAGGCGUGUGUCACUACACUUCUGGUUGAUAAGGACGACAAGUUAGCGAUAACAGGAUCUGACGACUGUUCACUGAGACUCUGGUCUCUACAGACAGGUUCAUGCCUUCAUAAGCUCAUUGGUCAUGAAGGGACUAUAACCUGCGUUACCUACGAUAACAAUCAUUACAACAACUCCGGUGAAGCCGAUGAUGUCAUACGGUUGUUCAGUGUUGCGUUGGACGACAGGUUGUGUAUCUGGGAUACGCGAAGAGGUCAUCUCCUGCAUUGUAUUCAAAUGGAUCCUGGAUGUAGCAACACGUUGGCAGUUUUAUCCCAUCAACUCAUCCUUACUGGGGGACUGGGCUGCCUCUACCUGUGGGACGUGGAUAAGGAGGUGGUCCUCCGAAGAAUGCCCCUGAGUGAAGAGCCCUCUUCCGUCUUUAUCAGACAACUGUUCGUCUGCCAGGCAGGUCAUAUUGUCUGCGAUUAUGGGUCACAACUGAGAGUCAUCAGGCUUAAUUUUGUACUUGAGAAGGAUGAGUGAGUGAGUGAGUGAGUGAGUGAGUGAAUUAAUGAGUGAAUUAAUGAGUGAAUUAAUGAAUGAAUUAAUGAGUGAAUUAAUGAGUGAAUGUAUGAUUCUGUCGUUGAUGAAUUAUUUGAUUUGUCGAUGGAAAUAUGAAUGGAUAAUUCUAAUGAAUAUUGGAUCGAUAGAUUAGAGUAAUUGGAUUUAUUGAUUGGUUGAUUGAUUGAUUUGGUUGAUUGAUUGAUUUGGUUGGUUGUUUGAUUGAUUGAUUGAUUGAUUGAUUGAUUGAUUGAUU